Molecule: messenger RNA, 803 nt
Organism: Cololabis saira (Pacific saury)
Lineage: Eukaryota; Metazoa; Chordata; Actinopteri; Beloniformes; Belonidae
Product: protamine-like protein
Exons: 1
Coding region: 60-545 (161 amino acids)
Biological process (GO): nucleosome assembly
Cellular component (GO): nucleosome
Molecular function (GO): DNA binding; structural constituent of chromatin
Source: RefSeq, a predicted model, not a curated record
ACUCUGUCCACUCCCGAGUGCAACCUUUGCUGAAGCGAACGAACUAUCGGAGCAUCAACAUGUCCUCUCCUUCCAGCUCGCCUCUGAAGAGGAAGAGGAAAACUGGCCCCACGGUGUCAGCGCGCAUCCUGAAGGCCGUGUCCGCGUCCUCUCAGCGGGGCGGCGUGUCCCUGGUAGCCCUCAAGAAGGUCCUGAAGGCCGGGGGUUACGAUGUGGUGAAGAACAAGGUCCGCAUCCGCACCGCCAUCAAGCGUCUGGUGACCAAAAAAUCUCUGGUCCAGAGCAAGGGCUCCUACAAAAUCAACAAAAAGGCCCCCGCGGCCCGCAAGAAGAAGGUGGUGAAAAGGAAGAAGCCCAAGACUAAGAAGAAGACCGCCGUCAAGAAGAAGGCAGUCAAGAAGUCACCUAAGAAGAAGAGAAAGGCAAAGAGCCCCAAGAAAGCCAAGAAAGCUGCUGGGCCCAAAAAGACCAAGAAGCCCAAGUCAAAGAGUCCCAAGAAGCCCAAGCGUAAAGCCGCCAAGAGGGCCAGACCCGCCAAGAAGUGAACACUGCUCCGUCCUGGAGCCCGAGGCGUUUCUGCUGUGUGGACUAUGACUGCAUCUAACUCACCUGAGUUUUCUUUGGCUAUUUCCAUUUUUUCUAUAGUAGAAAAAAACUGAACUUGCUUGUUUUACACUCUUAUUUUACUCUCUCUCCCUCUCUCUCUCUAUCUCUGUCUUUCUCUCCCUGUCUCUCUCUCUGCUGUGGUCUUUAAUUGACUAAAAUGCAUUUCUGAAAAAAUAAAAUCAUUUUGAUUUAAAGAA